AUGGGUAAUGCAGUUUACACGGAUCAGGCAGUCUGCUACAACACAGUGGAAGCAUGCAAAGCUGUAUGUCAAAAUGGCGAGUGUGUGUUCGCAGACAAAUGCAAUGGAGCUGAGAAGGCUUACCUCUGUCUACCAAUUGACUUCCGAUUUAUUACGUGGUUGAUGUUCAGCUGUUUCCUUAUUGUGUUGUUGGUAUGUUCGUCGUUGGUCGCCUGCUAUGUGUGUCGAGCGGCUCGUGCUUCAAUUCGAUGGCAAGCCGCUCACACUCCUCACCAUGAGGCCACCACCAACGGAACGUCGUGA
This is a messenger RNA of Ostertagia ostertagi, 303 nucleotides long. The record is from the annotation of a GenBank genome assembly. NCBI's taxonomy places the organism in Eukaryota, Metazoa, Nematoda, Chromadorea, Rhabditida, Trichostrongylidae.